UUUCUUUGCUCGGUCCGCGUGCGUGCUUGCAGGGACCGAGCGAAAAAGCGUGCUUGCUACCGCUUCUCUGCGUAGUCCUAGCACGUUUCGAACCGUUGCCGUCGACCUGCAGGCUCCACGCCGUAGCCAAAAGGGUGCGUGAUCUGCGUGAGUGCUCGAACUUUGACCCUCCGGGCCUAAACAGCGCGUUCGCCGGGUUGGAUCGGCGGCGGAGGGCAUGCCAGCGGACGAAGGGGACAGCGGGAUCGAAGCCAUGAGUUUGCCGGAGAGUCGCGAAACGUCGCCCAAAGUGUCCAAGCGAGACCUCGACGUCGCUGUGCCGACCACGAGCAGUGCGACGGAACCCUCAGCCAGCGCAGGUGAAGAAGACGACUUCGAUCUGGACGAGACGCUGUACGAGCGGUUGUGGGGCCUGACGGAGAUGUUUCCCCCGAAGCUGCGCCAAGGGGUGUACGACGUGGCACACUUCUCGUGGGGUUCGGCCAAGGGCCUGUACAGCUUCAGCCGCUCGGCCUUCUGGAUCAUCUUCUCCUCGUCGGCGAUCCUCUUUGCCCCCGUCAUCUUCGAGCUGGAGCGGCUGCAGGUGGAGGAGAUGAGUCGGCAACAGCAGCGCCAGAUUCUACUGGGUCCAAGUGCAGCUGUGUCUGGUGGUGCACCGCCUGGCAUGAUGCCUCCAAUUGGUCCAGGACCACAGCAACGGAGGUAAAGUCCCAGUUGUAGAAGAACCGACAGCAGCAACGGCGGAAGACAAGUGGCUCUUCGCGGAGCGCGCGAAAUCGAAGAUGUGCUUUCCAAUGAACUGGCCUUCACACAUUUGCUACGCACCGCCGCAGUCAUCUACCACGUCUGAAAAGCAGCACUGUCGACACUUCCCUUCCCCCAUUUUUUUUUUAUAGACAGCGUGGCUGUGCUUUCCAAUUUUUUUUUUUACUUUUGCGUAGUUCAUCUUGCAGUGGCACCGGGAUGCAAGGGCCACUGUACUGUUUCAGGUGUAAAUACAUCCCCUAGCCUGUUUGACACUGUCAUUGAAACGGGUUGUUCUGGUGCGGUUCACUGUUGAGGCAUAUCCAGCUGCCUGAUAGUUGUCGACGUGACAGUUUGGGGUGGUUGAAUAAAGGAAGCUAUUUGACGAAAAAUACAAGUGUUUUCACUCCAC
This is a messenger RNA of Rhipicephalus sanguineus (brown dog tick), 1156 nucleotides long. Its product is annotated as mitochondrial import receptor subunit TOM22 homolog. The record is from RefSeq and is a predicted model, not a curated record. Gene Ontology annotation, biological process: intracellular protein transport. The coding region runs from base 218 to 706 and encodes 162 amino acids. NCBI's taxonomy places the organism in Eukaryota, Metazoa, Arthropoda, Arachnida, Ixodida, Ixodidae. The transcript has 4 exons. Gene Ontology annotation, cellular component: mitochondrial outer membrane.